Messenger RNA from Nerophis lumbriciformis (worm pipefish), 1257 nucleotides. NCBI's taxonomy places the organism in Eukaryota, Metazoa, Chordata, Actinopteri, Syngnathiformes, Syngnathidae. The record is from RefSeq and is a predicted model, not a curated record.
AUGGCUGGACGGCUACCGGCGUGUGUUGUGGACUGCGGUACAGGUUACACUAAACUGGGGUAUGCAGGGAACACAGAGCCUCAGUUCAUCGUUCCAUCAUGUAUUGCAAUCAAAGAGUCAGCUAAGGUUGGAGAUCAAGCUCAACGGAGAAUGAUGAAGGGGGUAGAUGACUUGGAUUUCUACAUUGGAGAUGAAGCCAUAGACAAGCCCACAUAUUCGACAAAGUGGCCAAUCCGUCAUGGGAUUGUAGAAGACUGGGACUUAAUGGAGCGCUUCAUGGAACAAAUCAUCUUCAAGUACCUGAGGGCCGAACCUGAAGACCACUACUUCUUACUGACAGAACCACCUCUGAACACACCAGAAAACAGAGAAUACACAGCAGAGAUCAUGUUUGAAUCCUUCAAUGUACCAGGGCUGUACAUUGCUGUACAGGCCGUGCUUGCGCUCGCAGCUUCCUGGACAUCCAGACAAGUUGGUGAGAGGACAUUAACAGGCACUGUUAUUGACAGUGGUGACGGUGUAACUCAUGUCAUCCCUGUGGCUGAAGGUUACGUGAUUGGCAGCUGUAUAAAGCACAUUCCCAUCGCAGGACGAGACAUUACUUAUUUCACCCAGCAGCUUCUAAGAGAAAGGGAAGUGGGCAUCCCACCAGAGCAAUCGCUGGAGACAGCCAAGGCCGUCAAGGAACGGUUCAGCUACGUGUGCCCAGAUCUUGUCAAAGAAUUUAAUAAGUAUGACACGGAUGGCUCCAAGUGGAUUAAGCAAUACACAGGCAUCAACACUAUCAACAAGAAAGAGUUCACUAUUGACGUGGGAUACGAACGGUUUUUGGGACCUGAGAUCUUCUUUCACCCAGAGUUUGCCAACCCAGACUUCACUCAACCCAUCUCUGAAGUUGUUGACGAAGUCAUCCAGAAUUGUCCUAUUGAUGUCAGGCGUCCUCUCUAUAAGAACAUUGUUCUGUCUGGAGGGUCCACCAUGUUCAGGGACUUUGGCCGCCGUCUGCAGAGAGAUCUCAAGAGGACAGUUGAUGCCAGACUGAAGAUGAGCGAGGAACUGAGUGGAGGCAAACUUAAGCCCAAACCCAUUGAUGUCCAAGUUAUCACUCAUCAUAUGCAAAGAUAUGCUGUCUGGUUUGGAGGAUCAAUGUUGGCAUCAACUCCUGAGUUCUACCAGGUUUGCCACACCAAAAAGGACUACGAAGAGAUUGGGCCGAGCAUCUGUCGCCACAAUCCUGUGUUUGGAGUCAUGUCUUAA